CAGGUCAAACAGGUGGAUCGAUCAACAUAAAAGAGGCUCAAAAGUCAUUAGAAGAAAUUAAAUCCGAUAAAACUUUAGGAUAUAAAGAGAAACCUGACUAUUUCACUGUCAGGGCUACUGUUGCUUACAUACAUAAUAAAGGCAAAGAACUUAUUUAUCCUUCGUGCAGUAUUUGCAAAAAGAAAGUAUUUGGAAGUGACAAUAAUUGGAGUUGUGAUAGAUGUUCGAAAUCAUUUGAAACUCCAACCUACAGAUAUAUUUUACCAAUUCGUAUAACUGAUCAUUCAGAUAGUGUAUGGAUGAAUUGUUUUGAUGAAACAGCUGCAUUAAUUCUGGGCAUGCCUGCUGAUGAUUUCCGUAAACUUAGAGAUGUUGAUCCUUAUGCUUAUGAAAAUCAUAUAAAAAAUCGAUUGUGGGAGCCUUACAUAUUUAAAGAGAAGACUAUUAUAAACAAUAACUUGGUGGCUAUUUCAGAAAUUGAUUAUGUAGCUGAGACUAGCCAUUUAUGUGAAAAAAUAAAUGAAUUAGAAAAAUUGUAG
This is a messenger RNA of Entrophospora candida, 539 nucleotides long. The record is from the annotation of a GenBank genome assembly. NCBI's taxonomy places the organism in Eukaryota, Fungi, Glomeromycota, Glomeromycetes, Entrophosporales, Entrophosporaceae.